AUGCACAAACAUUGGCGAUCUCGAAGUUCAAUAACUUUUCGUGAAGUAAUCCCACAUAAUCCUUUGCAGGACGACACAAGUUGUGAGUUAUGGCUGGCGAAAUCUAUUGUAAUAUACAAGGUAGGAUAUAUUAAAAGCGAACCAACUAAAAGCAAUAGCAGGAAAAGUAGCAAUUUUUAAAACAUUUAGAAGCGCUCCUAUUGAAAACAACAUAUUUUUAAAUAUUUCAAUUUAAAAUGACUGGCUUAUUUUCAAAAAUUAUUUACUCCCCCCAUCCUUGAUCGAACGGCUUGCCAUCGUUCGAUCAAGGAUGAGGGUUAAAAAAAUUUUAUAUAUAAAAUAAAAAAUAUAUGUUUUUAUUUUUUUUUUAUUUACUUUUAAAUAAGAGGGUUAAGAGUAUUUAAUAAUUAUUUUUACACAAAAAAUUGAAUUAAUUUCAUAAAAAUACUGAUUUUUAAUAUUUUUUAUUUAUUAGCCACCCCUUUAAACUGUAUAAAUAUUAAAUUUUUUUUUAAAAAUUUUAAAAAAUCUCUAUUUUUUAGAUUAUUAAGUUUUUAAGCCUAGGCUGAUGACUAAAUCACUUCGGAUGGUUGAUUCCGUAGCUUUCUGUCGUCUCAAAGUCUCUGAAAACAACUUCAUUAGGUACAUCUUCCCAAGCUUUCGAUAACUAAUAUAUUUUUAUAUAUUAAAAAUUUGCAUGAUAUGAAAAUCGUUCGAUUAAGGAUGGGGAUUAAUUUCCCCAAUUUUCAGGAAUUUUUACAGUCAAUCGUUCAAUCAAAGAUGGGUGGAGUUAUUAUGCAUUAAUAAUAAAUAAUUAAAUUUAUAAAGGUUUAUUCGAAAAUGGAAUUUUUAAGCUCGAUAUAAAAUAAAUUACCUAUGAAAUUUAUAUAGAAUAUAAAGCAUGAUGCUUAAAAAUCAUUUGCAAAGCAUAUAAUAAAGCCUCUAAAUUCAAGAUAUUGCAAUUACCAAGAAGACGAGCCUGAAAUUGAGUUUAAAAAAAGACUAGAAUCAAUUAACAGUUUCUUGCAGGUCGAAGGAGAAUUUCUAAGAUCAGAAGCAUUUUAUACAGUGAUAGAAAACGCUAUCGAAGAGAUCAAGCCCGCUUUGCUUUUAGAGCUAUAUCACCCUUGUUUUGAAACCACAAUCAAAGAGUAGUAUUCAUAUACCUCUUUAUGGUAGCUUCAUAUAAAUAAUAGCUUGAAUUUUCUACCAGACAAUCCACUUAAUCUUCUAUAUAGUUUUGCCUCGAUUCUUAAGACAGAUUGAUGCCAUAUCCACCUGAUUGCCCUCGCCACAGAAUGCUAUAAGAUAAUUCGCAAAGAAAACAACCAAGAAUUCAUUGCUAAUAAAAUCAGAAAAUUUUUCAUCCCAAUAUUAGGAAUUUUAAGUGUAGAAAACUACCAGGAAGAGCCAGAAAUCGUGAAAUCGGUUGAAAAAAUACUGAAAUACAAGAAAACACAAGAAAUUUUGGAGCAGUUUCCAUGUGAUAAAGAUUUAAUUCAGCUAGAAAUUGAUGAGGUCGCUGUUCCAAGCUUAUUAGAUUUCGAUAUAAAGAAGGGGUUUUUUAAUAAAUGCCAAAAAAAGUCUAACUCCUCCCCUCCGUGAGUGAACAAAACCAUUAGAAAAAUCGCUAUUUUUUGCCCAAAAACCCAUCCUCUGAGAGUGAACAAAGAUUUUUUAAUAGAAACAUUUUUUAUGAAAAAAAUUUUGAUAUAUAAGCGAUAAUUAUUAUAAUGAAAUCUCAGUUAAUUUUGUUUAAUUUUAAACAAAUUGCUUUUUAAAACAUAAAUUUUAUAAAUUAAAUUAAUAUUUGCUUUCCAAUUUGGAUUUUUUUAAAUUUCGAAAAAAAAAUUGCCUAUAAAAUUUAUAUAUAUAAAAUUUUUAAAAAAAAAACAAAAACCCUCCGUGAUUAAAAAAAAUUUUUUUUUGUUCACUCACGGAGGGGGGAGUAAACAGACUGCAAAAGGCAUCUCAGAGCUACAGUUUUUCAGAGAAAACAGCAAAAAUAAAUCAAAAGAGCUUUGCUUCAGAAGAUGUGCGUCUAGCGGCGAGUUGGCCAAAAAAUCAUAUCAAAAGCGUAGAGAACUCGUUUUCAACCUUUUAGCAGCAUCUGAGUCUCACUACUCCACAAGCAAUUCUAUCCGUUUACUACUGGAAAAAGAAAUUUACAGUAAAAAUUACCAUGGACUCUUAAUCAGUGAUAUCCCUCCGAAUUUUUCUGCAAAUAAUCCUAAUCUCGCUAUAUUUUUUUCAAGGACUUCUUUUCCGUCCAGUAUCCAAGCACCUUCAGAAAUCAAUGAAUCCUAUGUCACAGAAAGGUCGAAGCUAGAUCAUCCUUUUAAUGAAAUUUUUGACGAAGUUUUACAUAUAGAAGAGUCUUCGCCAAAUCCAAGAGAAUGGAUGACGCUUUUUGAAGACUCUUUAAUUGCUAUUUAUUGCAAAGCAUUGUCUGAUAAAGGACUUUUAUUGAUGAGAACUUAUGCGAUGCUGUCAAUCCCCCCAAAAGAACUUUACAAUAAAUUCAUCACUCCUGCAAUCUCAAGCAGAAAUAAAGGAGCUUUCAGGAAAAUCAAAUUAAUUGAAUCCAAGCCUCAUUUUGAGCUUUAUUCAUAUAGACUUAUGCCGUAUGCAGGAAUUGUGGAACGAGAGUUUAUAGUAAGAAGAUCAUAUAUGGAUGAUUUUCCUGGACAAGGGGAAUCAAUGAUUGUGAUAAAAAGCAUUGAUGUAGAAGAAACUGGGGAGGUUAAAAGAAAAUUUCCAUUAGGAAGAGCUUUUGUUUCUGGCAUGAUUUUGAGACCUUCAGAUAAUGGAGGGACAAAACUAAGCUAUAUAUUAUCAUUGGGCAUAAAGAAUACGUAUUAAUCUUAUUAUAAAUUAAAUUAGAGACUAUUCCUAUAAAUUAGCAUAAAAUGCCAGCUAGGUGGGCUGAUUCCAUUACAUUUACUUUACAAUUAUUUUACUGCUUUUGUCAAAGAAGUCAUAUCUGACUGCGAAAAUAUUUCUAAGACUGAAUAA
Messenger RNA from Blepharisma stoltei, 3015 nucleotides. Lineage: Eukaryota; Ciliophora; Heterotrichea; Heterotrichida; Blepharismidae. The record is from the annotation of a GenBank genome assembly.